GAGGCGCUAAAACACUCACACAGCCCAGAAGCCCAUUAUCAUCUCCAGUCGCGUUAUUACAUCCAUGCAAAAAUAGACAAGGAAAUUACAAAACAUACAAAAAAAGGAGGAAAACUGAUGGAGGAGUACGCACGUAUUUUUAUAGGAGGAGUGAGUGAGUGAGUGAGAGAGUGAGAGAGAGAGAGAGAGAGAGAUAGGAGGAGGAGGGACAGAGCGCAAGAGGGAGGGUGAGCAACACGAAAUUCAUUGCAAUUAAUAAUAAAAAAGAGUUGGCAGUCGUGCUCGGAAAACUGGCAUGGUUUUUGGGAGGCUGGCAGUUCAAAGUUGAAACGUCAGAAAUGACUCCAAAAGACUGUUGAGAUGAUCAUUAAGGGAGACUUAGAUCGGAUGGCAGAAGAGAUCGGGCAUCCAGGUAUUGGUCUGAAGUCGAUGCUGGAUGCCAUGGAAGUCCCAAGUCAUGCUAGGCACCUCCUCUUGCAAUUGAACACACAACGAACCAAAGGCUUCUUAUGUGAUGUUAUCAUUGUGGUGCAGAAUGCACUGUUCCGUGCUCACAAGAACAUCCUGGCAGCCAGCAGCCUCUACCUUAAGUCUCUUGUUGUUCAUGACAAUCUCAUCAAUCUGGACCAUGAAAUGGUCAGUCCAGGUGUGUUUCGAGUCAUUCUUGACUAUAUUUACACAGGACGCUUAAGUGAAGGUGACCCCACCUCACCAACUGAGCCAAAUAUAGGUGCAGUGCUGGCGGCUGCGAGUUACCUGCAACUGCUGGAUCUGGUGACUCUAUGCAAGAAGAAGCUGAAGAGGAAUGGGAAGUACCAUUUACGUCCUAACCCUGGGUUUUUACCAUACAAGAUAGACCCCAGUGGCAUGGGGGGAAGGCGGUUUCGAAUAUCUCCCCCUGUCAUCCACUCAGUAGUGAGCACCCCUCGACCUACACCAUUAGAGGACCUUCCCCCUCUCCCACUGCCCCCCCAUGGCGGAGAGAUUUAUGCACCAGCUCACACCCAGGGUCCACCACCAUACCCCCCAGCAAAGGCAUCCCUUUCGCCACAGUCAGGCCUGCGCUUGGCCCCUACUGACAGGAACUGCUCAUCUGUCUAUGGCCUUGACUUGUCCAAGAAAAGCCCCCAAUCCCAGCAUCCUUCUGGUCAUCCCCACUUGAUCUCCUCACUUCACCCAGAGGAGGGGCCUGAGGGGGAGAUAGACCAAAGCACCAGCCCUUUGCUCAGUCCUAACGAUGGUUCCAGAAAAAUGGAGGCAGCCCAUCAUGCGGGGUCUCUCACCCCUCAUCCCUUCCCCCUACCCAAUCAUCCACUUGCACCUCAUCUUCCCCACCUGCACCGUCCUCAGGGCCAAGAACCUUACCCCUGCCCUCCCAGCCCAGAACCCAUGGAGGACUCCAGAGAACAAGGUCGAGAUGGGUCCAGCAUCUAUCGGUGGGUGAAGAAUGAGCCUUCCAACCCAGAGGACGAAGAUGAGGAGGACGAAGACGAUGACAGUGGAGGAAUGGGUGAACAGGAUAAAGAGAGACACCACCAGCACGUGAACCACCAUAAGAAUAGCGAGGAAAAGCUGAAUAUGAGCGAGCUGGGCUAUGACAGGGGGACUUGCGAUGAUGCAGAGGAUGAGAAUGGGACCGGCAGCGAGGAGACGGGGAGCAGUGGGGGUCGUCCAUCUCCACCUGUUCCAGGUGGAAGAUAUCACAUGCCGUACGAGCCAGAGAGUUUCGGGGACAACUUGUACGUGUGCAUCCCUUGCGACAAAGGCUUCCCCAGCUCAGAGCAGCUUAAUGCUCACGUGGAAACGCAUAAUGAGGAAGAGCUAAAUAAUGGGAGUGAGCUGGACAACAACAGCAGCAGCAAGCCUACCAAUGCCCAUGGACCUACAAGCUUGAACAGCACUAGUGGCCUCCACAGCCCUUUCCUAGACAACAAGUUGGCACAAAACCACCAUUCCAUUGGACUUGGGGAGAUCAUACGACCAUAUCGCUGUUCUUCCUGUGACAAGUCUUAUAAAGAUCCCGCCACCCUGAGGCAGCAUGAAAAAACCCACUGGCUUACACGCCCAUACCCCUGUAGCAUCUGUGGCAAGAAGUUCACCCAACGUGGUACCAUGACACGCCACAUGCGCAGCCAUUUGGGCCUAAAGCCCUUCGCCUGUGACGCCUGCGGCAUGCGCUUUACUCGGCAGUACCGUCUGACGGAGCAUAUGCGCAUCCACUCCGGAGAGAAGCCCUACGAGUGCCAGGUGUGCGGCGGAAAGUUUGCACAGCAGCGCAACCUCAUCAGUCACAUGAAGAUGCACAGCAGUGUAGCAGCUGGUGGAGGACUGACACCGGACGGCAAGCUAAAGAUGGACUUCUCCGAGGGUAUUUACCCCCUGAGCAAGUACGCCGCUGAGCAUUUGGGUCUGAAGCAGGAGAAAACCUCAGACCUUUUUGCAGCUUCUCAGCACCUGCUGGCUGACACCAAAGUUAUGGAGAGCCUCUACCCGCUGUCAAAGCUGGCUGUGGAACACCUCGGCCUCACCCACAACAAGAUGGACAUCCUGAACCCGUCUUUGCCGCCCACUUCCCAGCAGCUCUCGGCAGAGUCCCGCACCAUUGACCGCUACUCUCCCAGCUAGAGGGGGGAACCACUAACUAUACUUUCUAAAGAGACAUCACUGUAUACCAUUCACAGUAUUCAACUCUCACCUCAUCUUCAUUUGAACCUGCACCUCAAAGAGUGGAGGCCGGAAUGUGUUGGCCAUAAAAAUGCACAAAACUGUUUAGUUCUGAACGUGCCUUUCUUUGCAGAUUUUGCAGUACGUGCAUUUCUUAAAAAAAUUACUUUUCUAAAAAGGAGGAAACUGCUUUAUUUAUAAUCUGUUUUGACCGUUGGACACUCAGACAAUGCAGUAUUUAUAUAUAAUAAUAAUUAAAAAAAACUCUUUUUUGUUCAAUCACCGAGCCAAACAACCAAUUGAAAACCAAAAAGAGAUUGUUUUUUUAUUUAUUUUAUUUUCCUUUUUUUGUAUGAUGAAAAGCCAAAGAGAAAAUGUCAAAUGUUACAAAAGAGAGUUGCAAUCGUACCCUAAACCUGUGUACUAAGUAUUAUUGGUGUAUAUAAAAUGAAAAAGCACAUAUGAACAAUAUUCAGGGCUUCUGUCCAGAAUGGAGAGAGUAAUCUGGACGAAAGAAAAAGCCAAAUCUUUGGGAUUUUAUAGUAAUUGGAGGACUUUUUAUAGACUAUUUUUUCGGAGUACUGGAUCACCUGUAUCUGAUUUUCCAGCUUUGUGAAUGGCCCAGUUUUUUCCAUACUAAAGGGAGCAACUAACUGAAGAGUGUUUGUUCCAGGACUUAGGUAAAGUGAUCUAAGCUUUUCUCUGCAUUGAUAUAGUUAUCCCCUUCAGCGUGGAAUGAUAGUUCACAGAGAGUGCCAUUUCAUUUUUUUUUUUUUUACCUUCAGGUGUAUGGUCCCGAGCUAUUUAGUGUCUUUGUUAAAUUUCCUUUCCUCAGACGCCAAGUGCCUUAAGCUUAUUGAAAAAGUAGCAAGUACUGCCCUGUGAUCUCACAACAACUGGAAUAUCUUUGUGCAUAUUCCGAUCAUGAUAUAACAAUCUGCGUCCACGUGUUUCGGUCCAUCUGGUGCGACAGACCAAGCAUGGGUGGUGCCUUUGAAAAGUCCAUAUGCUUCAGUUGUAUUGCAGUCGACCCCUUUGAAAGAUUCUCUGCAUGACUAGAUGUUUAACGGUCACAGCGAAGGCACUUUUGUGUAUAUAAACAGUGACAUUUUGUAAGUGAUUGAUUCAGCAACACCUUUAAGACCUUUCCUUAUGCGAAAUGUUUGAGAGGGCCUCCUCACCCCUAUUACAGUGCAGUUAAUUUCAGGCUAAUGUGACGGCUUUAACCCUGCGGUGCCUCACUCACACACACACACACACACACACACACACACACACACACACGCGUAAAGCCGUUAAUGUGACAACCAUCUGAACAUGAGGAGCAGGGCUCUCUCUCUCUAUCUGAUACUGUGAGCGCAGAUAGCAGCAGCUGGUCCACUCAGGGUAAGCCCUGUGAAAUCUCAGAUUUUCGAAGACUAUCCGCGCUUGUCUUUUCCACUAAUGUUAGAUUUUAUGCCAGUUGACCAGGCCCUGUGAUCUGAACAUACACCCUAAUCCCCCAGCUACUGCACUAACAUAUCAUAAGCUACACUGACAGCAAUCAAUCCUUCAUUUCUUUCGAGCAACAUGAAACACAGUAGCCAGUUAGGUUCCUUCCCUUCUGUCUUACAAUUCAUCUGCUUUGCCUCUUAAAUAAAUAGUUUUACCAUAGAUGUAAAUGCUCUAAUAAGAUACGGCACCCGCUGUUUUUUAUUCCAAAGACCAUGUUGACAUUUUUGUCUUUUCCUCUGCCAGACCUUAGAGGAAAAAAUUAGUUAACCACUAGUUACAAUUACAACCUCAGUUGGUGAAUGUGAAAACUUAAACCACAAAUGCACUGUGAAAGAACUAGUGAAUCUAAAAGCUUUAGAGCUUUGUGAAUAUUGAACAUGUAAUUUGGGACAAAUUACCUGGGCUUUACUCUGUAGAAUGUCAGCUAUUCAAAGUGUUUCUGUUUUCUUUUUUUAUAUUUUGGUCAGAUUGAACUCUCUUAAUCAAAGCGAAAUGACAUUGGUGCUUACCUCAGGACUGAGCCUAUCAAAGGGUGGGUGACACAAUGCUUUAGCAAUAGUUUAACAUAAAAACACAAAGAUAAUUGCAGUCUGUGUCUUAUACAUUAUACUCCAAGCACACUUUCUGAAGGGAUCUUAUUGUUUUUUUUAAAUGUGGUUAUUUCACAAUGCUAAUAAUUUGUCUUUUCCCCCCCCUUUGAAAUGAUUAUUUGAUUUUUUUUGUUCUGAUUAGCCUAUGCAACUGUCUAUUUUUACAUUAAAGAAAAUACUGUAGUUACACAAUGAAAUGGUAAAUGGCUUAAUUUCCAUAAAAGGCAAAUUUGUAAAUUAAAAAUGAUUUCUUGAUAA
Molecule: messenger RNA, 5006 nt
Organism: Pimephales promelas (fathead minnow)
Lineage: Eukaryota; Metazoa; Chordata; Actinopteri; Cypriniformes; Leuciscidae
Gene: hic1
Product: hypermethylated in cancer 1
Biological process (GO): regulation of transcription by RNA polymerase II
Cellular component (GO): nucleus
Molecular function (GO): protein binding; DNA-binding transcription factor activity, RNA polymerase II-specific
Source: RefSeq, a predicted model, not a curated record